AUGAAAGAGCGCCGUCCGUCUCUGAUGGCACGACAGGGGAACAUGAGGGGGGAUGAAGGCGAGGAUGAGGCGGGGAGGAGGGGGGUUGUGGCGGGCGCGGGCAGACAGGGACGAAGCCCGCUCUAUCCCAGGACCGACCAACCACCCCUGGCGACUUUGCCAAGCGCUACAUUGGCAGAGCUGGAGACGGGUGUCUUAAGGCGGGCUGGUGUGCGAUCCGAAGGGGGUGACAGCGCCUUUGUGGUUCACAUGAGUGAGACAGACAGGAACGGAGCGGCGACGGAAGACUGUAGACAAGACAUGAUCGGAGAGGGGCAAGAUGGAGGAGGUAUUUAA
Knipowitschia caucasica is the source of this 336-nucleotide messenger RNA. The record is from the annotation of a GenBank genome assembly. NCBI's taxonomy places the organism in Eukaryota, Metazoa, Chordata, Actinopteri, Gobiiformes, Gobiidae.